Messenger RNA from Clupea harengus (Atlantic herring), 1136 nucleotides. RefSeq names its product ankyrin repeat and SOCS box protein 6-like (gene asb6). Gene Ontology annotation, biological process: intracellular signal transduction. NCBI's taxonomy places the organism in Eukaryota, Metazoa, Chordata, Actinopteri, Clupeiformes, Clupeidae. Gene Ontology annotation, molecular function: protein binding. The transcript has a single exon. The record is from RefSeq and is a predicted model, not a curated record. The annotation marks the transcript as partial.
GCGCCAGUGUCCAGGCAUGCACCAGCGAUGAGGAGACGGUGAUGUCUUCUCUGGUAUUCCUGGUGAAGGAGACUUUCGACAGUUCGGACGAGGACGCCGCUGAGAUUGGGCGCUUCUGCUUGUGUGUGACUGAGCUGCUGCUGGACCACGGUGCCGACCCGAGCUGUAGCUGGUCCCCCAGGGGGCCAGAGGGCGCUGGAGAGGAAGAGGAGGAGGAGGAGGAGGAGCAUGCGGAGCCCUCGCUCACACAGACCUGCCUGGAGCACUUUGACCUGCUCUUCCCCCUGGCUGUGCUGCUGCUGCAGCGCGGCGUCUCCCUGCAGUGCCCACGCCACGGCGCCCCCUGCUGGUCUGGCCCACAGCUGCUGCUCCGGCGCCUGGAGGCUGCGCUGCGGGAGAGCUCCAGCGCUGCUGAGUCAGCAGACCUACUGGCCCGGGCUGAGGCCCUGCUGGACCUGGCCCAGACCUGCUGCACCCUCACCCUCCCUGUGGAGCCCCCCCACCCCGUUCCGCACCCCCAUCCGCACCCCCAUCCCCCCCCCGAGGCUGUGCUGGAGCUCAGGGCCCAGCUCGUGGAGCAGGAGACGCGGCCCCCUCCCCUGCGCCUCCUCUGCCGGAGGCUCCUGCGCCGCUGCCUGCUGCCGUGGCCCCUGGAGCCCAAGGUCCGGCAGCUGCCCCUGCCCGACCGCCUCAAAGACUUCCUGCUGCCCGAGACCAGCAUGCAGCGCAGACCACGGUGGGACCGCUGCCGGCCCAGCCGCAACCCCCCGCUGAUGAGACGCUAUACACCAGCACCAUAGCUUGGGCCAGACAGAGCCACAGGCAGACUGCAUUCUGUGCCAGCAGCUCAGUGUGAUGGCCGUGGGGGUGAGGGGGCCUGUGGUUACCAUAGUGCCGCGUGAAGCCAGUGGUUCCUUCACACAGACACACACACACACACACACACACACGUGCCUUACAAAAGUGCCACGUAAAGCCAGUGGUUCCUUCACACACACACACACACACACACACACACACACGUACGUUACCAUAGUGCCACGUGAAGCCAGUGUUCCACUGGGGAGCAGAAAGAAGUGCACUGCUCAUUUCUGAUUGGAUGGUUUGUUCUGUGAAAUAAAAGCCUUAUGUUGCAA